AUGUCUAAGAGUCCUCGCAAAUCUUCAAUAAGUGAUAGUGAAGAAAAGAAGACAAAUACUGAAAAAUCAAGAAAGUCAAAAUCAGUCCGAUUUAUUGACAGUGACUCUGAACAAAGUAGUGAAAAUAUAAAUGAAAAUGAGAGGAAAAAAAUUAAACUUGAUAAGGAAAGUCUUGAUAAAAAAAAUAAGACUGAUGAAUCUGAAAUUGUUAAUUUAAUUGAAGAUUCACCAAUGAAACCAAAAGAGAAUUUGAAAAGGAAGGAGAGCAAAGAAGAUAGAAAAAGUGACAAUGUAACUGGAAAUGAAAGCAUGAAAAGAAAGCUUGACAAGGAAAGUCAUAAAACUGAUGCAUCUGAAAUAGUUAAUUUAAUUGAAGAUUCGCCAAUAAAACCAAAAGAGAAUUUGAAAAGCAAGGAGAGCAAAGAAGAUAGUGAUUCUUCUACUCAAGAUAAAAAACCUAUGAUCAAGUUAGUUAGUCUUAAUAAGUUACUCAAGCCUGAUGUACUACAAAAAGAAAUCUAUGAUGUGGAUACUAAAGUUCCCACAGUUACAAAGACAUACAAGAAUCGUAAAGAAAAAAAUAAAACUCAAGAUGAUGAAAAGAAGAAAGCAAUUAGUGCCUUCAAACCCAAAAAGUUUGAUGUUGUCAUUACUAGGCUACCAAAAUUUACAGAUGUAUUUUUAUGUCAACAUGGGUUGAAGAAAAUUACACAGAAUGGAUGUGAGAUUUAUACCUUGUCACCUAAAAAGAAUGAUAAAAAAAAAUUAAGCCUGAAGACAAGAAAGAGUCAUUCCAGGUCAGAAAGUAAAGAAAAAUCAUGUGAAACUGUUGAUCCAGGGGAUAAGAACAAAUUGGAUGAAGGAAUUGAGGCGAGCAAAAAUGCAUUACUUAAUUCUGAUUCUGAUGAUAUAGAUACCAAUAAGAAAUUUAAACCCACUAGAAGGAAAUCUAUGGUUAAACUAUCAGACUCUGAAAAUGACGAUGUUAAUGGCAAAAAUUCAAGAUCUAAGUCACCAAGUGAAGGGAACCAAACUAAAAAUGGUAAAAUUGAUAGUGAAUGUAAAGAAGAAUUAGCUAAAAACAGCGAACCAGAAAACAUUGUAUCUCUAGAUCCUGUAGACACUCCAAAGACACCUGAAAGAAAAAAAGAAGAGACAGAGAAAACUACACCACAGUCCAAGCGAAAAAUUAUCAUGGAGUCAAUGCAUGCAAAAAAAAUGUUAUUGACCUAUUCCUCAAGUUCUGAUACUGAUGAUGAGCAGCUCAAAAGUGCAUUAAAAGAUAUUAAAAACUCCCUUUUGAAGGGUUCCAGUUCUGAUGACGAACUAGAUGUAAAAAAGAUAGUUCAAAUGAAUAGGAGAAAGUUAGUUACUCCUUCAGAUUCUGAUGACAGCUUAAACAUAAAGAAAAAAAACAGAGAAAAAGAGAAAGAAGAUAGCAGUAUUAGCCAAGUGGAUGGAACCAAUGAUGAAUUGUCUAAUUCAAGUUGUAGCCAGAUGGGCCGCUCUAAAACAAAACCUGCCAGUAGCAGCUCUGAGAAUAUGGACUCUGUUGACUCAGAAAUUAAUAGAUUGUCAAACCUCAAGACGCUGAACCGCCGUCGGCGGAAAUCUGUCGAGAAGUCGACUAGAACCACCCGAAGAAUGCCGAAGGCGCCGCCGAUCAAGGACGAAAUGCUCGCCCCUGUCAGCUCGGGGUCCGGCUCUGAGAGCGAACCGGAGGCGGUGGACACGGAAGAGCUGCCCCCAAUCUCGGUGCCAAAGCUGAACGGGGACAGCAUCAACCACAUCGCUAAAGAGGACCUCCUGGCUCAGAGUGACCCGUCCAGCUCCGAAAAUGAAAAAGCUAAUGGUUCUGAGGAAGACAAAAAAGACUCUGAUAGCGACGAAGACACUGUGAAGUCCACAAGACGCAAGGCGAACGCCAUAGCGUCUGAUUCCGAAGCCGAAGCGCGGAAAGCGGACAAAAUGAGCGACUUUGAGGACUCUGAGGAUGAUAGCAGCGAGCCCAGGAAAAAGAGCAAGAGAAAGAAGAAGGUUUCUGACAGUGAUGGAUCCGUCUCAUCUACGGACGGAGGUAAAAAGAAGCGUCGUCGCAUCAAACAAGUGAAUGAUAGCGAUGGCUCCGGUUCUGACACGGAAAAUGAAGGCAAGAACAAACAUGGCAGAAAGAAUAUUCGUAAGGUGAUGAGCAAGGACCAACUAGAAGAGGCUACCAAAAAAGCAGCACGACAGGAAAAGGAGAGGAUCGCUCGUAUUGCCGAACGCCAGAAAUUGUACAACAACCUGGAAUUCGACGAGUCUGGUAAACCUGACGAGGUGGUGCUAGACAAGGUAGUGUUGGACUUCAAUCCCGAAACCAAGGAGCCUAUCAUCGAAGUAGACCGCGGGCUCGUGAAGAAACUCAAGCCGCAUCAGGCUAACGGAAUAAAGUUCAUGUGGAACGCGUGCUUCGAAAGCGUGAAACGCAUCAAGAAAGACCGCGGGUCCGGAUGCAUCCUCGCUCAUUGCAUGGGUCUCGGCAAAACUCUACAGGUGGUGUCCCUAACCCACACACUGCUCACGCACAGCAAGCUAACAGGCGUAAAGCGGGUACUAGUUGUGUGCCCACUGUCUACAGUGCUGAACUGGGUCAACGAGUUCAACAUGUGGCUCAAACACGCCGAGACUGACACCGAAGUUGAUGUAUUCGAGUUGUCCAGACACAAGCAGAACUCAGAACGCUCCUGGCAACUGCAGCAAUGGGUGGAAUGCGGCGGCGUUUGCGUGCUCGGCUACGAGAUGUUCCGCAACCUCUCCGCCGACAACAACAAGAAGUUCAAGAAGAAGAUGCUCAAGACCUUCCAGGAGGCUCUCGUCGAUCCUGGCCCCGACCUUGUGGUGUGCGAUGAAGGACAUCUGCUGAAGAACGAAAAGACAAGCUUGUCACAAUCCAUGAACCGCGUGAGGACAUUACGGCGCAUUGUGCUAACUGGCACACCGCUGCAAAAUAAUCUCAAAGAGUAUUACUGCAUGGUACAAUUCGUGAAGCCGAACCUGCUUGGAAAGUACAACGAGUACCUGAAUCGAUUCGUGAACCCCAUCACCAACGGGCAAUACACGGAUUCAACCGAACGGGACAUCAGUAUUAUGAAGCGGCGGUCCCAUGUGCUGCAUACUAUGCUGGAUGGCGCUGUUCAAAGAAGAGACUACGGGGUGCUGGCGCCCUUCCUGCCUCCGAAGCAUGAGUAUGUGCUGUUCAUCACGCUCACCGACAUCCAGAUCAAACUCUACCAGCACUACCUGGACAACUAUUCCAGAAGACCACUGCCAGGAAAGUCAUCAGGCUUCCUGUUCCCUGAUUUCCAGUCCUUGCAGAGGAUAUGGACGCACCCGCUCGUCCUCAAGUACAACUCGGAACGAUACGAGAUCAUGCAACAGAAAAAGAGAGAUAAAGAGGAAGAAGAUUCUGAAGGCUCACUUGCCGAUUUCAUUGACGACGAUUCAACGCCAGAGGAAUCCUCAACGGAAGAGUCUACAGAUGAUUUGUCAGACCUGAGUGAUGACAGUCGAAAGAAAAGCAAAAAGAAAACUAAAGGCAAGAAAGGGAAAGGCAAAGAUGCUAAAGCUUCUGGCCGACGAAACACAAGGGCCAAUCCAGUUGAACAACUAGAAGAAGAUAAGGCCAAUUCCGACAUAGAGGAAAUAAAAUACGAGAACCCGACGGAGUGGUGGAUGAAACUCGUCACAGAGGAAGAGUUGGAAGACAUCCGGCAUUCACACAAACUGCUGCUAUUGUUCGAUAUCCUGCGGCAGUGCGAGGCCAUUGGAGACAAACUGCUCGUAUUCUCUCAAUCUCUCUAUUCCCUGGACCUGAUCGAGCAUUUCCUGGGCAAAGUCGAUGAGGCUACUCAGGAGGGCCGCAUAGAUGAGAAACUCGCAGGGCAUGUUGGUUCCUGGUCUCCGGGCGUGGACUAUUUCCGUCUGGACGGGUCUACUUCGUGUGAAAACCGGUCCAUCUGGUGCAAGAACUUCAACCGAGAGGAUAACCCCAGAGCUAGACUGUUCCUAAUCUCAACCCGAGCCGGCGGUCUCGGCAUCAACCUGGUAGCGGCUAACCGCGUCGUGAUCUUCGACGUGUCGUGGAACCCUUCUCACGACGUGCAGAGCAUCUUCAGAGUCUACCGCUUCGGACAGAAGAAACCGUGCUACAUCUACCGCUUUUUGGCUAUGGGCACAAUGGAAGAGAAAAUCUACGAGCGGCAAGUGACCAAGCAAGCGAUCUCCAAGCGAGUCAUCGACGAGCAGCAGAUUGACCGGCAUUACGCUGCCAACGAUCUCGCUGAACUGUACAAGUUCGAACCUGUUUCUGCUGAACCAAGACCAGUUCCCAAGCUGCCUAAAGACCGACUCUUUGCGGAAAUGCUCAAGGACCAUGAGAAAGCGAUCUUCAGGUUCCACGAGCACGACUCGCUGCUAGAAAACAAAGAGGAAGAGACCCUCAGCGAGGAGGAACGCAAGAAGGCGUGGGAGGAAUUCGAGAACGAGAAGAAAGCUCCACCACCAUCGCCCUUCCCCAACACCUGGUCCAUGCACAACGGAAUGGCAGCCAGCCUCCUUCAACAACAACAACAGCAGCUGGCGUACGCCGCUCUAGCCGCCAUGAUCCGCAAGGACAUGCCCAACAUCAACGACAACCAGAUACGGGACAUGCUGCCUAUCAUCUGCAACGCGAACCCCGGGCUGAUGCAGAAGAUGAGCGAGAUCUACAAGUACGCGCAGCCCGGCAUGAUGAAUCCUUCGAUGAUGAACCCCGUCAUGAAUCCGGCUGGUGGCAUGAGUACAAGCAGCAGCUUGCAGUACGAGCCGCCGUGGCAGCGCCAGCAGCAGCAGCAGCAGCAGAUGCGGUUGCAGCAGCUCAUGCAGCAGCAGCAUAAUAUGGGCGCGAAAUACUACGCGGGCGGGCUCGGCAGCCGCGACCCGGUAGCCAUGGCGCUCCAACAGCAGCGCGCGCGCGAGUUCCUACUGGGCCCCGGCGCCGCCGGCGCGGGCGCGGGCGCGGGCGCGGGCGGGGGUGUGGCCGCGGGCGCGGGCGCGGGCGCGGGCGCGGGUGUGGCCGCCGGCGCGGGGCGCCCGCGCGGCCGCCCGCCGCUGCAGCCGAGGGCGCCCACGCAGGGCGACGUCGUCAACCUGGCCGACUCGGAUUAGACACGAGAGGGUCCCCAAAGUGUAUAGUGAACAGAUGUGUACAGUGAACGAUAUAUAGGUGCUAUGGUGUAUGGAUCGACGCUGGCGCCCAUGCCACGAGCCAAAUCUGGAGUCCUACCGCACGUGUAGUGUACAUACCCCUACCCGGCCCAGAGUACCCGACCCGUGGGCCCUAGGGACACAACCGACAUUCCGCCUUCAGGCUUUACGCUCCACUACAUAUCAAGAAUCUCAUUUUCUACCCUCAAUCUUAUUUUAACGCAUAAAAAAAUGAAUAAGAUGCAAUAUAUUGUUGGAAUGAUCUUUACACCUAAACUAGGUAGCAGCCUAUUUCGAGCAAAUGUAAAAUUAAGUUUAGGUGCUUAAAUCAUUCCUGUAAUAUAUUCCAAAACUUGUGUUAUUUAUCUAUAUUAAUUAAUACUUCGUUUCUCCCAUGGGCUACGGUAGUAUCGUUUCCACAUUAUUUUUUCACUCCGCUAGAGCCUAAGGCGUCGACUGUUGGCAGACUGGUUAUGUAAGUCGUGCUCAAAAUUAUUGACGAUUUUUCUGGG
Molecule: messenger RNA, 5738 nt
Organism: Leguminivora glycinivorella
Lineage: Eukaryota; Metazoa; Arthropoda; Insecta; Lepidoptera; Tortricidae
Product: transcriptional regulator ATRX homolog
Exons: 29
Coding region: 1-5187 (1728 amino acids)
Cellular component (GO): nucleus
Molecular function (GO): ATP binding; ATP hydrolysis activity; ATP-dependent chromatin remodeler activity
Source: RefSeq, a predicted model, not a curated record